AUGGCGGCGGCAGCCCCUGUUGGAGAGAACGGCAAAAGGGACCAGGAGCUGCUGCUGUGUGGGUGCAGGAAGGAAGGGUUCCUGGCCUUUCAGACCAGCAAGUACAAGCUGCAUUACUAUGAGACGCCCAGCGGGCUCAAAGUUGUCAUGAACACGGACCUGGGUGUGGCCAAUGUGCGGGAUGUGCUACACCAGAUCUACAGCAAUAUCUACGUGGAGUUCGUGGUGAAAAACCCACUGUGCAGCCUGAGUGAGCCCAUCCAGAGCGAGCUGUUUCGUGCCAAGCUGGACAGCUUUGUCCGCGGCCUGCCUUUCUUCUCAGCCCGGGCUGGCUGAGCACCCGGCGCCGCCUCCCUCCAAGGCGAACCCAGCCCUGUGCUGGGGCAAGGGACUGUGCUGCACCCAAGCCUCCAGCCAUGGCACGGACGGAUUGUUUUUUGUGGGGGCUGCUGCUCUGCCCCUCCCCAUGGCACAGCCCUGCUGCCCCACCCCUUCAGAGAUCACAUGGCCUGGCUCUUUGGGAUCAGCCAGCAUGGGCCCACAAUGAGAGUGACACAAUUCCCUGCGAACCCCCUUGGCUGGUGUACCCAUUGUACAUUUGGUGAUCUGACUGGUGGGCUCACUCACUUCCUGGUAAGGGGCAUUAGAACUGUCUGGAUACCCCUGCCCUUUGGCAGGGGAGACUUGCAAGACUCUUUUCAGCAUGGGGCAGCACCAGGCUCUUUGGGCUCAGGAGGAAGCAGUAGGAUCCAUGGCCCAGUCCCACUAGAAUAUGCCCUGGCCUCCCCAUGAACUUCCUAACCAAGCUGUAACACUCCAAGAUAGUCUAGGAGGGCGGGGGACUGCGGGCUGCUCCCUAGCCGUGGGAAGUGGAGGACCCAUGCCCAGGUGCAGCACUGACCAUCUGGGGUGCAAAGGAUAUCAGGGAGGCUUGGAGCCAGGACGUCUGUUCUCUCCUUGGGUGUGGAAGAGGAAUGGGAUCUAGUAGUUAGAGCAGCAAAUCAGGAGUGUGUGUGUUCCUGACUUUCAUCCUCCUUUGCUCUGGACCCCAGCUCUAGGAAUAGGACCCACAAAUGCUGGCUCCCAGCCCUCUCCCCCUUUUCUGUCCCACUAGAUCUUACUCCCCUUCUACUUGUCAGGACAAAACCCAGGAGGCCUGCCUCUGAGGCCUUUUCUAAGAGGGCCUUCCUUUUCCAAACCCCUGUUCAGCUUGGUAUUGGUGUGUGUGUACAGACCGCUGAGGUGGCACUGGUUGUGCUGAGUGGGUCUCAGUUCUGUGGUGCAGUCUCCUUGGUGAAUUAAAAUGUUGCUCUCACCUUCCA
This is a messenger RNA of Pelodiscus sinensis (Chinese soft-shelled turtle), 1322 nucleotides long. The record is from RefSeq and is a predicted model, not a curated record. NCBI's taxonomy places the organism in Eukaryota, Metazoa, Chordata, Testudines, Trionychidae.